CGCCCGCCUCGCCGCGGAGCGCGAGCGGUCGGAGGGUGCAGGACCAUCCGGCCGGCGGGCGGGGAGGGCGGCCAAGUGAGGGCGGAGCGGCCCUGGGUGCGGGCAGGCGUACCAUGUACACCAUCACCAAGGGGCCCAGCAAGCUGGUCGCACAGCGCCGCACAGGUGCGCCCAGCGGUCGGGAGCGCGGGCGGGCGCUGGCAUCGCGGACCCGCGGCUACUGACGUGCCCUCCCCGCGCCCGUAGGUCCCCCGCAGCAGCAGGUGGAGAGCAGGCUCGGUGAGCUCCUGAAAUGCCGGCAGCCCGCGCCGCCGGCUUCGCCACCCCCGCGGGCUCAGCCCUUGGCGCCGCAGCCCGGACCCUGGCCCUUGUCGAGUGCCCCUCUCACCUGAGGAGGAACCCAGAGCGGCGUGGGGCACCUGAGCCCAGGAAGGCGAGCAGGCCGCCCGGGACCGCGAGUGCCUGGUGGAGCGGCAGUCCAGGGCCAAGACUUGUGUUCAAUCGAGUGAAUGGCCGGCGGCCCCUCACCACAUCCCCAUCUCUUGAGAGAACCCAAGAGACCUACACACUGGCCCACGAGGAGAAUGUCCGCUUUGUGUCCGAAGCCUGGCAGCAGGUGGAGCGACAGCUGGAAGGUGGCCAGGCCAGUGAGAGUGGGCCAAGGCCUGUGCAGUACGUGGAGAGGACACCCGAUCCCCGGCUACAGAACUUUGUGCCCAUCGACCUGGACGAGUGGUGGGCACAGCAGUUCCUGGCUAGGAUCACCAGCUGUUCAUAGUGGCUGCCUGGGAAUGAACACUGCCAAGAUGAACCCUUGGCCAGAGAAGGCCACGAUAUCCUCCACCUUGUGGUCGGCUAGAAGCUGGCCUCACCUGAAGUGCCACAUUUGGACUUUCGUACCUUUGGUUCCUUGGCCCAGCUGUCCCAAGCUGGCAGGGGCCAGAAGUGGAACCUGUCUGACCUCAGUCCGGCUCACUGCCCAGGGACCAGCCCCUGGGGCUGGCAGGGAAGAGCUGCAGGCUAAUAAAGUUGAGAAACUGCCCUUUGGAGUGGCCUUGA
Messenger RNA from Ictidomys tridecemlineatus (thirteen-lined ground squirrel), 1059 nucleotides. The record is from RefSeq and is a predicted model, not a curated record. NCBI's taxonomy places the organism in Eukaryota, Metazoa, Chordata, Mammalia, Rodentia, Sciuridae.